AUGGGAAAAUCUGCAGAAGAAUACAAUUAUCAUUAUAUUUGUCCAUUUUGCAUGGACGGAAAAAAUGUAGAGGAGAUGUUCAGAACCGCCAAUUGUAGUCACAACUACGAGUUUUGCGUCGACUGUAUUGGCAAAUACGUUGCUGCGAAAGUAGGUGAAAACGUCAUAAGCGUAAGGUGUCCUUAUCAGCCUCUCUGCCAUGGAGUCUUGACGCCGAAAAUCUGCCGAUCCGCCUUGCCCGAAGAAUUUAUCGACCGAUGGGAAGCCGCCAUUUGCGAGUAUCACAUUGCGUCGACGCAAAACGUGAUUUACUGUCCGUUCGAGGAUUGCUCCGCUCCGUUGGUGGUGGACGGCGGAAGAAAGUUCAAGGCGGUGAAGAUCACGUCCGCCGAGUGCCCGCACUGCCAUAGGCUGUUCUGCGCGCGGUGCCAGGUUCCGUGGCACGCCGGUUCUAAAUGUAAGAACUAUAAUCUUAAGAGCAUGGACAGAAAGUUUAGAGGCCUUGUCAGGGUUCAAAAGUGGAAGAGAUGUCCCAAAUGCAACUUCUACGUUGAAAAGGAUUCUGGCUGCGACCACAUAAUAUGCAGGUGCCGCCAUAACUUCUGCUAUAAAUGUUGUAGACAAUGGGAUUGGGGUCAUAGAUGUCCAAUGUCUUUUUCAAGGAAAGCAAUGAAUAAAGUUCGAUAUAUCAUCAAACAACUUUUGUAG
Molecule: messenger RNA, 708 nt
Organism: Morus notabilis
Lineage: Eukaryota; Viridiplantae; Streptophyta; Magnoliopsida; Rosales; Moraceae
Product: E3 ubiquitin-protein ligase RNF144B
Exons: 2
Coding region: 1-708 (235 amino acids)
Biological process (GO): ubiquitin-dependent protein catabolic process; positive regulation of proteasomal ubiquitin-dependent protein catabolic process; protein polyubiquitination
Cellular component (GO): ubiquitin ligase complex; cytoplasm
Molecular function (GO): ubiquitin conjugating enzyme binding; zinc ion binding; ubiquitin protein ligase activity
Source: RefSeq, a predicted model, not a curated record